AUGGGUCCUAUGGGGACGGCCCCGCCAUUGUUUUUUUUUUUUUCCCUUUUUUUCUACCCCCCUCUUCUCCAGAGGCCGAGAUCGACGGUUCUUCCAGCAAUCCAGCCAAUUACCAGAGCACAAACAUCGAUGAGCCACCACUCCACGCCGUUCUCGAUACUCCGGACAGUUGAAGAGGUCAGAGAAUGGCGGAACCAUCUGCCGGAUCCGAGCUCGAUUGGCUUUGUGCCCACGAUGGGCGCCCUCCACGAGGGACACCUCCAACUGGUCCGACAUUCGCUCUCAACCCAGCAAAACACGAUCGUCUCAAUCUUCCUCAAUCCAGCCCAAUUCGGCCCUACGGAGGACUUGUCGAGCUACCCCUCUACCCUAGAAUCCGAUCUCAAGCAGUUGUCCGGUCGGCCCUUGAUGUGA
Messenger RNA from Puccinia graminis f. sp. tritici CRL 75-36-700-3, 414 nucleotides. Its product is annotated as pantoate-beta-alanine ligase. The transcript is spliced from 2 exons. The record is from RefSeq and is a predicted model, not a curated record. The coding region runs from base 1 to 414 and encodes 137 amino acids. NCBI's taxonomy places the organism in Eukaryota, Fungi, Basidiomycota, Pucciniomycetes, Pucciniales, Pucciniaceae. Gene Ontology annotation, biological process: pantothenate biosynthetic process. Gene Ontology annotation, molecular function: pantoate-beta-alanine ligase activity.